Messenger RNA from Chroicocephalus ridibundus (black-headed gull), 3853 nucleotides. It is a transcript of the gene PTPN2, whose product is annotated as protein tyrosine phosphatase non-receptor type 2. Gene Ontology annotation, molecular function: protein kinase binding; non-membrane spanning protein tyrosine phosphatase activity. Gene Ontology annotation, biological process: negative regulation of receptor signaling pathway via JAK-STAT; negative regulation of ERK1 and ERK2 cascade; peptidyl-tyrosine dephosphorylation. The coding region runs from base 867 to 2291 and encodes 474 amino acids. The transcript has 10 exons. The record is from RefSeq and is a predicted model, not a curated record. NCBI's taxonomy places the organism in Eukaryota, Metazoa, Chordata, Aves, Charadriiformes, Laridae. Gene Ontology annotation, cellular component: cytoplasm; nucleus.
CAGGGGCGGCAGAGCCGGGGAACUGAGGGGAACGGCUGGGGCGCGGCGGGGGGGCGGAUAAAAACGUUCCCGGUGAAACCUCCCGCUUGGUGAAGGCCCGGAGUCACGUCCGGAGAGGAGGCGGCGUGGCCAAGGGCAGGGCUGUCGCUGCGGCGCGAGGAGGGAGCCCGGCGCUUUAACCUCUUUUCCUCCCGUGCGGCACUAAUUACCGCCGGGCGUUUUCAAACCGGCCGCACGUUACACGGGAAAAUCCGCGCCGAGGUGCGAAGCGCAGCUCGCCUGGCCCGACGGGCGCUGCUGCAUGAGGCCGAGCCGUAGGGCGGGAUUUCCCUGCCGCUCGGGAAACCGCAGUGCUCGCUAAACCCUUCGCUUGACCUUGAGCUUCGCGGAGCGUUUUGCGGGAGCGAUUUCCUUAGGGAUUUCUCUCUGAAGCGAUCACUGGAACGGGUUGCCCGGGGAAGUUGUUCAAGGGCAGGCUGGAUGGGGCUUUGAGUGGGAGAUGUCCCUGCCCAUGGCAGGGGGGUUGGAACUAGAUGAUCCUUAAGGUCCCUUCCAACCCACACCAUUCUGUGGUUCUGUGACCGCCGGGGGCUGCUGCGUUCCGCCUCGCCGCGUUCCUGCUGUCGAGGCGGCGAGCCUUGCCGGCAUUCGCCGCCUUGCAGCCACCUGAGGCGCCGCGGAGAAGCGCCUUGCAGCCGCCGCCCAACCCGGGCCGAACCACCUGAGGGCGGCCCCUGCCCCCCCUGACGUCACCCCAGGUGCUCCCCUCCUCCCCGGGGGGCGUGGUCUCUCCCGCCCGCGGGUGGGCGGAGCCGAGGGCCGCGCAUGCGCCCGGCGCCGGCGGCCGCGGGACCCGCUGCGAGCGUAUGUGCGCGCGCGGCGGCGGCAGUAGCGGCGGGGCGGAGCGUGCUCGCUGCUCCCCUGUGGUGGGCAGCGUGCGAGGGGCCGGCAGCGAGCCGGCCUCCCCACGGGCUCGCGCUCUGGUCGCCACCGCCGCCGCCGCCGCCAUGUCCGCCAUCAUCGAGCGGGAGUUCCAGGAGAUCGAUGCCACCAACGACUGGCAGGCGCGUUAUCUGGAAAUUCGACACAAGUCCAGUGACUACCCUCAUAGAGUUGCAAAAUAUCCAGAAAACAGAAAUCGAAACAGAUACAGAGACGUUAGUCCGUAUGAUCAUAGUCGUGUAAAACUGCAGAACGCUGAGAAUGACUAUAUCAAUGCCAGCCUAGUAGUCAUAGAAGAAGCCCAGAGAUACUAUAUUUUAACACAGGGUCCACUGCCUAAUACAUGUUGUCAUUUUUGGCUAAUGGUAUGGCAACAACAAACCAAAGCAGUUGUCAUGCUGAACAGAAUUGUUGAAAAAGAAUCGGUGAAGUGUGCACAAUACUGGCCAACAAAAGAAGAGGAGGUUAUGACAUUCAGUGAAACAGGUUUCCGUGUGAGGCUAGUAUCUGAAGACGUCAAAUCCUAUUACACAGUACAUCUACUGCAAUUAGAAAAUAUCAACAGUGGUGAGUCCAGGAUGAUCUUUCAUUUUCAUUAUACAACAUGGCCAGACUUCGGAGUUCCUGAAUCCCCAGCUUCAUUCCUGAACUUCCUGUUUAAAGUCAGAGAGUCUGGUUCACUAAGUCCUGAACAUGGACCUGCAGUAGUUCACUGCAGUGCAGGGAUAGGACGUUCCGGCACGUUUUCAUUAGUAGACACUUGUCUUGUUCUGAUGGAAAAAAAAGACCCAUUUUCUGUAGAUAUAAAGAAAGUAUUACUGGAUAUGAGAAAAUACCGGAUGGGACUUAUUCAGACUCCUGAUCAACUAAGAUUUUCAUAUAUGGCUGUAAUAGAAGGAGCAAAAUUUAUAAUGGGCGAUUCAACUAUACAGAAACGGUGGAAGGAGCUCUCUAAGGAGGACCAAGCGCCAAGUUCUGAGCAGUCUCCUCCACACCCAACCAAAAUCACCACAGAGAAGUACAAUGGGAACAGCAUAGGCCUGGAGAAUAAAGAUCAAAUGGAGAAAAUAAAUACUGACCUGUCCACUAAAGUUCAGGAUAUCACAGAUGGCAGCAUUGAAAGUACUGUCCGAAAACGACUGCGAGAGGAUAGAAAAGCUAACACAGCACAGAAGCUGCAGCAGAUGAAGCAGAAGCUAAAUGAGACUGAAAGAAAAAGAAAAAGGUGGUUAUAUUGGAAACCUAUUCUCGCUAAGAUUGGGUUUGGUACACUGAUUUUAGUUGGCGCUUUUUCUUGCUGGAAAAUGUAUUUUCAAGAACAUUCCUUGCCGAGACUGACCGACACCUAAGCCUUCAAGACUUGUGAAUAUUCUGCAGCUAUAAACUGCAAAUUAUUGACAUGCAAAGCGAGACAGGAACCCCUCUUCGGGAACAAAGAGUGAGGUCUGUUAAGUACCAAGAAGACCUCAGUUAUCUGUUUACAGCGUAAACUGCAUCGAGGGGAUGAAGACCACCAGCAGCGUGCUACUUUGCAAACCAAAAUAAUUUGACCUCCUGUGUUUUUAUAAUGCCUGUAUUAAUGUAGAAAGAUGUAAAAGAAAUAAAUUAGGAAAUAUUUUGUUUUGUACUGCCAUUCUUAUUGUAUUUUUAUACUUCUUGGCAGCAUUAAAUAUUUUUUUAAAUUGACAAUAUGCUGUUGUGUGCGCAUUAUGUUAGGGAGAAACUGUUAAGAGCCUGUUUUGCAGAAAAAGAAAUGUUUUGCCUUAAGGUUUCCUGAUACCCUGUCUUAACUGGAAAAUGGCAAAAUGAUUAGAAUGUGCUUUAUGCAAAUAUUUUCAGUCAUGCUAAGUAUUGUAGUUUGAGCUAGGAGGAACUCUUGCACAUUUCUUUUGUAAUACACCACUAAGAAUAUUAUUUUAUUAAGCUGACCAGUUGGUUUGGUAAUCCUGAUGUUUGCUAUCAAAUACGCACAAAACGCUCAGAGUCCCUUUGUGAAGGGGAAGUCUUUUGUUAUUGAUGCUUUAAAGGGAGGAAAAAUGGGUAAUCGGAUGUCUCGCAACCCACGGUCAUCUGUAAUCAGUGGGGGCCGAGGGCCAGGUGCAAAGCACACAAAGUGAACCGUGUCUUUAAUUAAAUGGGUUUCGGAUUGUGUCAUCACAGUGUGUCGUAUGAAUAAUAUUUCACUUCACAUCUCCCUGACACAGCCUGGAAAGCUGGAUGGGAAAGGGGUAAACUGGAAUGCUGCUUCAAGGAGUUCUUCUGUUGGACUCAGCAGGGUUUCCAGCCCGGUACCUUCUGUAACGGAGCUGGCCUAAGUUCUGCACUCGCUGACGUUCUCUGACAAUUUCAGAUAAAUCUGAAUUCACCGAAAAAACUAUAUUCAAUAUGACUGUCUAAACUAAUAUGUGGUGGGGUUUUAUACGUAAUUUGUACUUUGCGUACUUUUGUAAUGGGUUUUUGUACAAAUCAUACAGUUGGUCAAAGUAAAGCUUGCAAGAGGGGGGGAAAUCUAGGCCAACUAAGGCUACUUUUGCUAAAAUAAGCACCAACCUGCAAUCUGAACAGAACUUGGUUUCCAGGCUCAUUCCUGAAAGCAAGCGUGUUUGGGGUUGUGUUUAACUUGAACAUGAAGCUGAAUCGGGGGAGUAUGUAAUGCCGUUACUUGAGCUAAAUAUAUGCUUGACACCACCUUGAAAUAGUCUAAAUCUCCAGAGUCUGGUUUGCCUAAAUAUUUUAAUUUUUUUGGAUGAGUAGUAUUGUUCCUAGCCUAUGUUGGAGGAGCGAACAACAUCACAACUUGAUUCAGCUUUCCUUUUCAAGUUGGCGCAGCUGCGAGACCAGGAGUGUUUAUAAUGAGAGAUGAAGGUCUGGCCAAAACCACUGCAAUAAACCCAAUUGUUGUUGAACCCAG